AGAAAGAGAGAGAGAGAGGGGGGGGGGGAGAGGAAGAAUGAGAAGAAGAUCUCUGAAGAUUUUUUCGAUCAAAGAGCACGAUCAGCAAAACGGAUCGUUUGUUUUUCGAUCGGCUUUUGUUCCUCGAUCGAGGAUUCGCCACGAGAAGAAACGUCCGCCUCGAUCAAUUAGAACCGCUAUAUCGAUCUUACGCGAUAUCAGAAGAAAAUGAUUACGAUUUCGUUGUUUUUUUCGAAAGGGAAGGUAAACAAAUAUUAUCGUACCGUAUUCCUCGAUCUUCCUUCUUCGAGUUUCUCGUAAAAUGUGGAUGCGUUCUGGGUUCGGAUCCAAGCGUGGGAUCGACGUUUCCUCUCUUCCCUCCUCUUUAUAUUUCUUUCUCUCUCGGAGUUGCCACGGUGAUCGUCGGCCGCCGGCCGCUUCGUUCUUCUUCGACAGCCGCGAAGAUGGCGUUCACGGUGCGAUCCUUCGAUUUUCAAGAUUUCAGCGUGCGUGCAUGGAUAAAGAGAGAGAGAGAGAGAGAGAGAGAGAGGGCGGAAAGGGAAGAAAGAGUGAGUAAGCGAGAGAGAGAGAGAGAGAGAGAGAGAAAAAGGGGUAUGCGCGUCUAUACGACGUGUAUACUGCAUUGCGUCGACGACCUAUUUUGCAAGGAUGGGAGGGCGAUAAGUCGCGCGCGCUACUAACGUUCAACGAUCGAUCACUAAACGUUACGAGUAAUCGUUCCUUUUAUACGAGGCCUUUCUGUGCUUGAUCAUCGAAAAUAAUUUUCAACGAGAAGAAAUCCGACAUCUUUCUUCUACGAUCUCGAUUCUAACAGGAUCGAUUCUAUCCUUCUAAUGUUUCCUUACUUCUACGUCUAAUUUCUUUUCGAAAUAAUCUCACGUAUCUAAUCGUUAGGGUUAUUCGUAAGAUAGAGAUUGAUUGAUUGAACAAAAAUCAUAUUUUCUGUGUUAAUCUUUAUACGUUUGGAAAAAAAAAUCUGCCAUUGUAGACGCUUUAAAAUAAUUGAAAAAAUAUAUAUCUAUACCUUCCACAGUAAUAAAGAUCUAUCGUUUUCUUCUUAUAUCUUUAUAUUCGUAUUUUAUAUCCGAUCGAUGUUAAUAGAGAUGUUUAGCGUUGCGUGAAUUUUUCAACAAUCUUCGAACAAGCUUCGAUCCUUUUGACGAUUUUACGAUAUUUCGAAUUGAGAUCUCGUGUCCCUGUGUCAGCGGGUCACGUGACCCAGGGAUCACGUGGCGCUGUUUCAUCAGCCACCAGGAGGCGCUAUUGUAGUUUUGAUUAAACACUAUGACGAGGAUCUGUUUGCUUCAUAAAUACACAACUACGUUUGUCAACUCGUCUUGCAUCCUUAGGUCAAAUAUUAAAAUGUCAUUAUGACUGGAGUAGAAAAAUUUACACUGUCGAAGGAUGGACCAUUCUUUAAUUAACAUAAGCUACGAUUUUCCGCGUAACAUGUAGCGAGUCGACCCACUUUACGAAUAGAUCAUUAUUCUUCGUCGACGAACGUUGCUUGACCAUGAUUUCAUCGAUAUAACAAGUGUUCUUCGAAGUGUCUAUUCUCCUUCGAAGAAAAAUUGUGAUAUUUUCACAUUGAGAGCUAAUACACGGCCGUUAAAAAAAAAAAACUCAAAACGUACGAGAAUAUAGAGUCUGGUGUUCAUUUUCCUUGAGAAUGUCGUGGGUCCUUACGUCGUUCAAAUACGUGCAUUUAGUGAACGAUUUAAUUAGGUUAAGUUGACUAAUGACUCGAAUUUUUUAUCGUAACAUGAUUUACCUAUGGAGAACCUGAUGAAUUGAUUGUCAAAUGCAUGUUUUUUGUCUGACAAAUAUUGAUUACAAAAGUACCUAAGAUUAUCAGGAACCAAGAUGAACUAUGGUUGUGCAUUUAUUGAUAUUUUACAUGAUGAAGACUCAAUGUGUGUGAUAAACUUCUUACAAAGAUCUCUACUGUACUUGCUUGUAUAUAUCAAGAAUAUUUAGAGUGAAAGUUAAUUGUUGAUCAAUAUGCCGCACGUGACUAGAAAAUGGGAAUUAUUUCCUGGUCGAAAUCGUUUUUGUUGCGAUGGCAGGGUGAUGAUGGCACCACAAACAGGUGUUUUCUAUGUUACAGUGUGUUUGGUAGCUGGUACAAGUGGAUUGUUCUUUGCCUUUGAUUGUCCAUUUUUGGCUGUGCAUAUAACACCUGCAAUCCCGGUAAUAGGUGGAUUAUUAUUCGUAUUUGUAAUGUCUGCCUUGUUUCGAACAAGCUUUAGUGAUCCUGGUGUUAUUCCAAGAGCAACACCUGAUGAAGCUGCUUAUAUAGAAAAACAGAUUGAAGUACCAAAUAAUGGUAAUUCUAAAACAUAUAGACCACCUCCAAGAACGAAAGAAGUAUUGGUACGAGGACAGCCCGUAAAGUUAAAAUAUUGCUUUACUUGUAAGAUAUUUAGACCACCAAGAGCCUCGCACUGUAGCUUAUGCGAUAAUUGUGUAGAAAGAUUUGAUCAUCAUUGUCCGUGGGUUGGCAAUUGUGUUGGUAGAAGAAAUUAUAGAUAUUUUUAUGCUUUUAUAGUUUCUUUAGCAUUCCUAUGUGUUUUUAUAUUUGCCUGUGCUGUUACACAUUUAAUAAUGCUUACAAGAGAUGACAGACCAUUUUUAGAAGCUGUCAGAUUAUCUCCUGGUAGUGUCAUUGUAGGAGUGAUAUGUUUUUUUUCCGCUUGGAGUAUUUUGGGUCUUGCUGGCUUUCACACAUAUUUAGCCACGAGUAAUCAGACAACUAAUGAAGACAUCAAAGGUUCUUUCACAAGUAAAAUCGGCCAAGAGAGUUUUAAUCCUUAUAGUCGAGGAAAUAUUUGCGGAAAUUGUUUUUAUGUCUUAUGCGGUCCUUCACCUCCAAGUUUAAUUGAUCGUAGAGGAAUAGUUACACCCGAGUAUCGUGCAGAACAGGAACGAGUUUCUGAUGAAAAUGUGAUAGCUAAUAAUAAGUCAUAUGGAACUGUAAAGAUUGUGCAACCACAGUCCAAUGGAACAGGCAUGCAGACAAAUGUUCCCACAGAACUUACGGAUUCUAUGAACAAUCUUGUUACUGGUCGAUACUCUCCAAGAUUAGAAUCUAUUAAUGGUAGUACUACGAAUAGUGUAAGUCAGCUAGUUACCAACGAAGUACCAUUAGCAUCGCUCAAUAUUGCUCCAAUUGAUAUUGACGAAAUUGCUCCACUUCCUCCGCGUCCAAAUGUUGCGGUUUCUUCUACAUUGGAUACCACUUCAAUACCAUCAGUAACUGUGACUACUCCAUUGUCUGCAUCCAGGCUUAGAUUAUUGCAAGACACGACUAUGAUCGAAUCUGCUUUAGAUUUAGAUUCAUUGGAAGAUGCAAGUGUUGGUAGAGGAAGCCAAGUAGGCCUUAUCAAAAUGGGAGCAGUAUCAUAAUUCAAUCUAUUUUUAUUAUUAACUUAAUUUACACAUACAUUACACAGACAUUUUUUUCAUUUGAUAAAUAGAAAAAAAUUUUUCUUUUUUUUUUAGCAUUAUAUUGGAGUAUUUACCAGUUAUUAUACAUACACACAUCACAUACAGAUAUAUAGAUAUCACAUAUAUAUAUAUAUUUUUUUUAAAUAUAUAUAUAUAUAUAUAUAUAUAUAUAUAUAUAUAUAUAUAUAUAUUUAGAAAUGAUAUCAAACUUUAGGCCUAUUUGUAUGAUAUAUAAGUAUGUGUAGUAAUUGCAGUGAAUUAGUAAGUGUUGUUCUCUACAAUCAAAGAUUACCAAUUUUUGUGAUUUAUACAAAAUAGUAGAUUCGAAAAUAUUAAAAAAAAAAAAAAAAAAAAAAAGCUCAAUUUUAUAUCUCAUAGCCACAGGGACCUGGAUACAAUAUUAACAUUAAACUGAUAAUAGUUUUUCUUAUUCAUAUUUACAUAUUAUAUUAGGUUAAUCAUAAUGAAACAUACACACACAUAUAUAUAUAUAAACUGAACGGAUACAGAUGUUUACAAACAUUUCUUGAUGAUUUCUGUGGCAAACUGGUAUUUUUUAAAUUCAUUGAAGCGGCACUAUUUACUACUUACAUUUAAUUACUCUAACUUUUUUAUUUUUUAUACAAAUAUUGGCUCUUAUGACAGAUUAGUACAUGUUUAUACAAAUUUUCUGAUUUGCGCUUCUUAUAUGCACUUAUAGUAUUGAUUGUUACACUUUGUGGAGUGCAUAUAUAAGAUUAAGUGUAAGUAUGACACACAAAUGUUUACUAUUGAACUUUUUUAUGAUAACACUUCAAAAUGAUGUCUUUCCAAUAGAAUUACUGUGUACAGUGUAAAAAUAAUUUGUAAAUACAAUAAGAAUAAGCAUAAUAAUAUAAAAUUUAAGCAUUUAAAAAAUUUACUAAAAUGAUGCCCUGUUGGUAUCAAGCAUUUAAAAAAAAUAGAAAUAAUAUGAUUACCACUGCCUUAUUUAUGAAUAACUUUAUUAAUAACAGCAUCUUGUUAUUUGAUUUGGCAUGGUCAUGGAACAUAUUAUUUACAUAGAUAGUUAAAUACUAAAUGAUAUAUGAGGAAUAUUAUAUUAUAUAUAAUGUAUAUUACAUAAAAAAAAUUGCAAUUACAA
Molecule: messenger RNA, 4570 nt
Organism: Vespa velutina
Lineage: Eukaryota; Metazoa; Arthropoda; Insecta; Hymenoptera; Vespidae
Gene: app
Product: palmitoyltransferase app-like
Exons: 10
Coding region: 2002-3405 (467 amino acids)
Biological process (GO): protein targeting to membrane; peptidyl-L-cysteine S-palmitoylation
Cellular component (GO): endoplasmic reticulum; Golgi apparatus
Molecular function (GO): protein-cysteine S-palmitoyltransferase activity
Source: RefSeq, a predicted model, not a curated record